UAUACAGAAAGAGAGAAAGAGAUAGAGAUCAUGGAAAGUCACUCCGAUAAUAGCUCGGCUGCCUCUUUCGUGAAGAACCCGACGAUUAAGUUCACCAAGCUGUUCAUCAAGGGAGAAUUCGUUGAUUCCGUUUCAGAACAUGCAGAAGAAUCAGCUGCCUUGGAUACAAUUGACGCUGGGAAGUUGUUUAGUGUCGGCAAGGCCGUGGACGUCCCACAUGCAGUAAACAGCCUCCGUUAUUAUGCUGGUGCAGCUGAUAAAGUUCAUGGAAAAGUACUGAAGAUGUCGCGUGAACUUCAUGGAUACACCUUGCUUGAACCUAUUGGUGUCGUGGGGCACAUUAUUGCCUGGAAUUUCCCCACCACAUUGUUGUUCUUGAAGAUUAGCCCCGCUUUAGCUGCCGGGUGCACAAUGGUCGUCAAGCCUGCCGAACAAACUCCUCUGUCGGCUCUAUAUUAUGCUCAUCUUGCUAAGCUGGCCGGAAUCCCCGAUGGAGUACUCAAUAUUGUAACUGGAUUUGGACCAACCGCUGGGGCUGCCGUGAGCUCUCACAUGGACAUCGACGCGGUUAGUUUCACUGGUUCCCCAGAAGUAGGUCGCAAAGUAAUGCAAGCCGCGGCAGAAAGUAAUUUAAAAGUGGUUUCACUUGAAUUAGGAGGCAAGUCACCCCUUAUAAUUUUUGAUGAUGCCGAUUUAGAUAUGGCUGCUGAGCUUGCUAUCUUGGGUAUUUUAUUUAACAAGGGAGAAGUGUGUGUGGCAAGUUCUCGUGUUUAUGUUCAAGAAGGGAUAUAUGACGAGCUUGUGAAGAAAUUAGUGGAAAAGGCAAAAACUUGGGUGGUUGGGGAUCCUUUUGAUCCUAAAGUUCAGCAAGGACCCCAGGUCGAUAGGACGCAGUUUGAAAGAAUUCUUUCAUACAUUGAACAUGGCAAGAGAGAAGGAGCCACCCUGCUAACAGGGGGCAAGCCCAUGGCUCAGAAGGGUUAUUACAUUGAGCCUACUAUUUUUGCUGACGUUAAGGAAGAAAUGCUUAUAGCGAAGGAUGAAAUAUUUGGACCAGUCAUGGCUCUUGCAAAGUUCAAAACAAUCGAGGAGGCCAUUAAGAAGGCCAACAGCACUAGAUAUGGCCUAGCAGCUGGGAUCGUGACCAAGGACUUGAAUGUGGCUAACACCGUCUCAAGAUCAGUACGUUCAGGCACCGUUUGGAUCAAUUGCUAUUUUGCUUUCGACACUGACUGCCCUUUUGGGGGGUAUAAGAUGAGUGGUUUUGGAAGAGAUCAUGGAUUGGAAGCCCUUCACAAGUAUCUCCAAGUGAAGGCCGUUGUCACUCCCCUUUAUAAUACUCCCUGGCUUUGAAUCAAUU
Messenger RNA from Carya illinoinensis, 1360 nucleotides. RefSeq names its product aldehyde dehydrogenase family 2 member C4-like. The transcript is spliced from 8 exons. Lineage: Eukaryota; Viridiplantae; Streptophyta; Magnoliopsida; Fagales; Juglandaceae. Bases 31 to 1353 code for a protein of 440 amino acids. Gene Ontology annotation, molecular function: aldehyde dehydrogenase (NAD+) activity. The record is from RefSeq and is a predicted model, not a curated record.